Messenger RNA from Pochonia chlamydosporia 170, 1173 nucleotides. Its product is annotated as dienelactone hydrolase. Gene Ontology annotation, biological process: polyketide metabolic process. Lineage: Eukaryota; Fungi; Ascomycota; Sordariomycetes; Hypocreales; Clavicipitaceae. Bases 1 to 1173 code for a protein of 390 amino acids. The record is from RefSeq and is a predicted model, not a curated record. The transcript has 5 exons.
AUGCCAGACCAACCGACCUUUUACGAUCCCACCUCUCCCAACGAACAAGCUCCUCCCCUCCCAUCCGCCCCCCUCCAACAACUCACACCCCAAACCGUCCUCCAACCACCACUCUCCCGCCGCGGCACGGGCCCAGGUCUCAUCCUCCUUCUCCCUCCAAAUAUAGACCCAAGCACACGCCCUGAAAAGCCACUAGAUCCGGAACCCGUUCAAAAAUGGGCAGAAGAGGGCUUCACAGUCGUUGGCAUCACAGGCACAUCUGACAUGGUCCCUCUCAUCACAGACGCAGUGGACAUUAUUAAAACGCACGAGAACGUCAACAUUAAGGAUAAAAUCGGGAUUAUAGCGUAUGAAUGCCCCAAGGAUCUGUCCACAUCUCAAUUACCGCCUGAAAUUGUCUGCGUGGCUGCAUUCACAGAACCAACCACUGUGCACCUCCCGACAUACUUCCACACAUCUACACAGGAUUAUAACAAGACACGCAAUGUAACAGUGUCAACAUACCCAAAUGUUAAACAGCACUUCGUACUGCCUAACUCGAGCAGUUAUGAUCCGCCCUCUGCCAACAUCGCACAUACCCGGAAUCUCGUAUUUCUCAAGAAACACAUUGGCGGACCAGAGUUUGACAUUGAAGCUAUAUGGGAAGAACACACAUAUUGGGAAUUUGAGAGAAGAAGCGUAGCACAAACCAUGGCUACAAUGGUUGCCGAGCCAUAUGUGAACCAUGUCCCAACAAUGACGGGCGGCAUGGGACGCAAAGCCCUCACAAAAUUUUACAGAGACCACUUUAUUUUCUGUAAUCCACCCGAUACGGCUCUACAACCCAUUUCCCGAACCGUAGGCCAAGACAGAGUCGUCGAUGAAUUCAUCUUCUCGUGUACUCACACGUCUCACAUACCGUGGCUACUGCCCAAUAUCCCCCCCACAAACGUCAAGCUCGCCAUUCCUAUGCUGGGCGUCAUCAACGUCCGUGGGGAUAGACUGUAUCACGAGCAUAUCUGGUGGGACCAGGGGACUGCGCUUCGGCAGGCGGGUUUGCUACCUACGCAUUUACCUGGACCUGAUGGGCGGAUGUUGCGACUUCCUGUUGCGGGGGUAGAGUGUGCGAGACUGUUGGUAGAUGAGACGGAUGGGAAGAGUAACGAGAUGAUUGAGGGGGAGAUUGGCUAUUGA